Molecule: messenger RNA, 1425 nt
Organism: Columba livia (rock pigeon)
Lineage: Eukaryota; Metazoa; Chordata; Aves; Columbiformes; Columbidae
Gene: NPM3
Product: nucleophosmin/nucleoplasmin 3
Exons: 6
Coding region: 245-811 (188 amino acids)
Biological process (GO): chromatin remodeling
Cellular component (GO): cytoplasm; nucleoplasm; nucleolus
Molecular function (GO): histone binding; chromatin binding; RNA binding
Source: RefSeq, a predicted model, not a curated record
GGGGGUCCUGGGUCGGUCUGGGGGGAGCCGCGUAGGAUCUUGGGGUUCUUGUGCGUGCAGGGUACCCACCGGCGGGGCUGGGAACAGCUCUCGCCGGCCACUCUUGCUGGUCUGGUCCACCCCCUGUGCUCCUGCCUCAGCAUUUCACGGGUGCCCCAUGCGGGGCGGCAGAGCCGUGUCCUCCUCUCGGAGGGGGGUCGGCUGGGGCUGUUAAACUCCCGCAACACGUGGCUCCGCGCUGCUCAUGCACGUGUGUGCAAGUAGGCGUGCACACGCGUGUGCGGGGCUGCUCCCGGCCCAAAGCUUCGCAAACAUCGCGGCUCAGCAAACGCUUGUAUGGAAAAGGGAAGUGGAGCAGCAGCCCCCCAGGCCUUUUGUGCACCUGGAUUUUGGUUCUUGCCAUGGCUGUGAGCUGACUGCUAGUACCAAAUCCUACACAUUUCAGGUGGACAAGGAAGAUGACUCUGACCACAUUUUGGCCUUGUCUGUGGUCUGCCUCAGAGAUGGUGCCAAGGACGAGUGCAACGUGGUGGAGAUCGUGGGACGAAACCACAAGAACCAGGAGAUCACUGUGCCUGUGGCAAAUCUGAAGUUGUCAUGCCAGCCCUUGCUGAGUCUGGACAACUUCAAGCUGCAGCCUCCAGUGACCUUCCGCCUGGCAGCGGGCUCUGGCCCAGUACACCUCGCUGGCUGGCAUCAGACUGUACACAGGGAUGAUGCUUCCUUUGAGGAGGAUGAUGACUUGUCUGAAGAGGAGAAAGAGGAGCUUCCUCCUAUCAUGCCAGCCAGGAAGCAGAGGAAGAAGCAGUAGCUUAUAUUCAGGCAAGGUACUUGCUGGGAAUUCUCUCACCGGAUGGCUUUUACCUCAGACACCUCUUGUCAGGACCUCAAUGUUUGCUGCUUUAUUCUUUUUUUUUUUUUUUUUAACUCUGUUGUAACUUUUUGGGGAGCAGGGGCUGCUUCCAGCACUGGAGUGUCCCCUUUCCCAUGGCCCUGGGAGGUUGGUCCCAAAACUGGAUGGAUGCCACUGGUAUAACCCUUCUCCGCCAUCCCUGUGCUGGGAAUCAGGGAUGGAGGAGGUGUGAUCCUUGCCUUGUGCCUUUUUACUGUCCUGGACCUCUGCUCUGUGCACACCCUCUCCCUAGCUUUGAAAAACCCAAUCCUGGUCCCUACCCCAGCAGACAGACAUAAAGCCAGUGGUGGUACAGACAGUUUCACUGAUUCUAGUGUAUUUGCUUUUCUUUACGCACAAUUUGAUGGUUUAAAAUGCUUGAAAGUGUGAAAAUGGGGCCCAAGCUGUGUCCUCAAUUGCAGUUAUGGUGGGGUGGGAGCUCACAGCCUGUUUGUGAUUUGGGGAAGGUUCUGGGUCAAUCUGCUUUGUAAAGAACUGUUUUUAUACUCUGAAUAAAAUUCCCUCAGGCAUCA